AUGGUGAAUCUUAAUAUGUAUCCAGAUUUGUGCACCUUCAACAUACUAACAGAUGGACUAUGCAAAGAAGGAAAAGUUGAAGAUGCCGAGGAAGUAAUGAAACACAUGGUCGAAAAGGGUGUAGAGCCUGAUAUAAUCACCUACAAUGAGAUAAUGCAUGGCUAUUGUUUGCGAGGUCAACUAGAUAGAGCGAGGAGAAUUUUUUAUAGCUUGAAAAGGAAACUCGCCGAGGCCAUGCAAUUGUUUUGUGAAAUUUCUCUAAAGGGAUCAAAACCUGAUAUUGUUACCUACAAUACUAUCUUGCAUGGUAUGUUUGAAAUUGGAAGAACUGGUGAUGCCAAACAAUUGUUCAUUGAGAUGGAAUCUACAGGGCCCCUACCUAACUUAUGCACUUAUUCCACUUUGCUCAAUGGUUAUUUUAAGUACGGAUUCGUUGAAGAAGCUAUGUCACUCUUUAAUAAGUUAGAAAGAAAGAGAGAAUACAUUGAUAUUGCAUUUUAUAGUGUUGUCAUUAAUGGAUUGUGCAAAAAUGGUAAACUCGACGCAGGUCAUGCUAUUUUUGAGAAGCUUUCUUUCGUUGGAUUGCUUCCUGAUGUGAGAACAUACAAUGUAAUGAUAAAUGGAUUUUGUCUCGAAGGGUUGUUUGAUAAAGCUAAAGAUAUUCUAAGAAAAAUGGAAGACAACGGUUGUUCUCCAAACAAUGUCACUUAUAAUGUCAUUGUGCAAGGAUUUCUCAGGUGCAACAAAAUUAGUGAAAUGGCAUUUUUUAUGAAGGAAAUGGCUGGAAUGGGCUUCUCAUUUGAUGUAUCUACAACGAUUGUUGGGUUUAAUUGA
Solanum dulcamara is the source of this 834-nucleotide messenger RNA. Its product is annotated as pentatricopeptide repeat-containing protein At1g12620-like. The transcript has 2 exons. The record is from RefSeq and is a predicted model, not a curated record. The coding region runs from base 1 to 834 and encodes 277 amino acids. NCBI's taxonomy places the organism in Eukaryota, Viridiplantae, Streptophyta, Magnoliopsida, Solanales, Solanaceae. Gene Ontology annotation, molecular function: protein binding.